Musca domestica (house fly) is the source of this 2279-nucleotide messenger RNA. RefSeq names its product nucleolar GTP-binding protein 2 (gene Ns2). The record is from RefSeq and is a predicted model, not a curated record. Lineage: Eukaryota; Metazoa; Arthropoda; Insecta; Diptera; Muscidae. Bases 111 to 2135 code for a protein of 674 amino acids. The transcript is spliced from 2 exons. Gene Ontology annotation, molecular function: GTP binding. Gene Ontology annotation, cellular component: nucleolus.
UGUUCUUUUCGCUUUUGACACUUCGAACGGCAUGUUUACAUAGUUUGGUCUGCCACGAGUGAAAUUUUCAAAAAAACUACAUUAUUUUUUAUUAAAAACCCCGUGCAAACAUGCCGAAAGUUCGAAGCACAACGGGGGCUCCCCGUAAACAGGGGUUCAACAAGUCCAACCACUCCAUGAACCCCGAAAGACCCAAAGCUGGCCUUAAAGGAGUAGCCAAUCCAAGAACAAAGGGUACCAUCAAACGUUUGCAAAUGUACAGGAACUUCAAAGCCAAGAGAGAUCGUAAUGGCAAAAUUUUAACCCCCGCUCCUUUCCAGGGUCGCCUGCCGUCCGGCACCAUGGCCAGAGUUGAGCCAACACCAAAAUGGUUCAGUAAUUCACGUGUCAUAUCCCAAUCGGCCCUGCAGAAAUUCCAGGAUGAAAUUGGAAAGGCUGUCAAAGAUCCAUAUCAAGUUAUUAUGAAGCCUAGCCAAUUGCCCAUAACUCUGCUCAACGAAACGGCCAAGCAUCAAAGAGUACAUUUACUGGAAACGGAAAGUUUUGAAAGUGUCUUUGGACCAAAGAAACAAAGGAAACGUGUAAAUAUCAAGGUUCGAGAUCUUGAGGAUUUGAGCCGUAAAGUUGAGGAGCAAGCCGAAGAGUAUGACGCCGAAAAGGAUGUUGACUUGGUGCGCGAGGAUACCGGUGUAAAAGAUGCCCAACGUGAUUGGGUAUUUGCUGCUGGCCAAAGUAAACGUAUUUGGAAUGAAUUACACAAAGUGGUGGACGCAUCAGAUGUACUUUUACAGGUGCUAGAUGCCAGAGACCCCAUGGGCACACGUUCCAAAUACAUUGAGGAGUUUUUGCGUAAAGAAAAACCACACAAACAUUUGUUCUUUAUACUGAACAAAGUGGAUUUGGUGCCUGUAUGGGUAACGCAACGUUGGGUGGCCAUACUGAGUGCUGAGUAUCCCACAAUUGCCUUUCACGCUUCACUGCAACAUCCCUUCGGUAAGGGUGCACUCAUCAAUUUGUUCCGUCAAUUGGGUAAAUUACAUAUUGACAAGAAACAAAUCAGUGUUGGCUUCAUUGGCUAUCCCAACGUGGGCAAGUCGUCGGUUAUCAAUGCCUUGAGAUCAAAGAAAGUGUGCAAAGUUGCUCCUAUUGCUGGCGAAACCAAAGUUUGGCAAUACAUUACACUGAUGAAACGCAUAUUUUUGAUCGAUUGUCCCGGUGUUGUUUAUCCCUCGGCUGAGACGGAUACGGAGAAGGUUCUCAAAGGUGUGGUACGUGUUGAGUUGGUAACAAAUCCAGAAGAUUAUGUGGAAACGGUAUUGAAACGCAUACGUCCUGAAUAUAUUACAAAAACGUAUAAAAUUGAAAGAUGGACAUCGCAUUUGGACUUUUUGGAGCAACUGGCAAAGAAAACGGGAAAAUUGUUGAAGGGCGGCGAGCCUGAUAUAACAGUUACGGCACGAAUGAUACUCAACGACUUCCAGAGAGGAAAGUUGCCAUUCUACAUUGCUCCCGAGGGCUUUGAAAUACCAAAAUCCCAUGUUUCAGAGGGUGUGGAAAAACAGAAUGUCGAAGAGUCAGAUGACAAAGGUGACGAAAAGUCCGAAACAGCCACUGUUGUAAGCGAGUCCGUGAAAAAGGCUAAAGAAUUCAAACAGCUUCAAGAUUUCCGAAAAAUCAAGGUGGCUGUGGACUUUGUUGAAGAUGAUAUUAAAGAACUGGAUAAAAUCGAUUUGGAAUUAUUGGAACAACAGAAGGCAGAAAGAGCGGCACGCAAGAAGGCACGUCUCCUCAACCCGGCCGAAGAUGAGGAAGAGUCUAGUGAUGGAGCUAGUGAUUUCUAUUCCGAAGAUGAAUACGACGAAGAUCUAAAGAAGGUUGUUCACAAGAAGGCAGCACCGAAGAGAACGAAAAAUGUUGCAAUUACAUCGUCGGGUAAAUUUAGAGUACGUGAAGAGGUAGACGAUUCUGGCAGUGACUCAGACAGUCCAUCAGCGCCACCGGCCAAAAAGAAGUUGACGGCAAAACAAAAGCGUACCUUGGAAAGGCAAGAGAAACGCAAAAAAGUGGGUAGUAAUUUCUAUGAGGUUACGAAUGUUAAAAAUCGCAAUCGCAACAAGAAAUCGAAGUCGAGCUAAAUUGCGAUACCACACACCACCUUUUAUUUACAACAUAUUGUAUCCUUGUAUUUUCAUUGGUUAUAUUUCUACUACAUUUUCUUUUAAACUUCUGUUAGUUAUAAGGCCAGCGUAACAAAUAAAUAAUGAUUUAUAUUGUUAUAA